CCUUAUGUGAACGAACUCUCUCUGAUUCCAGUGCUGUGGCAAUUGGGACGUGUCUAUCGGCGCGCGAGGAUCCUCCUUGGCAGCGAGUGUGCAGUGCGUGUCGUGCACGCGCGUGAGCACCCAAAGGGUUAAGGCACUUUCACAUCCAGCAAAAUCUCACUGUCAGCUGAAGUCUGAGGGAUUAAUUUGAUUUGAUCUUCUUAAAUCUACAUCUUUUGGAAGGAUCACUGUUGUGAUAAGGACAUAAGGACAUCUUAGUGACAACGCCACUGCUUAUUAUUUACAAAAGUGUAAGUCUUCAUCAGAAUGGAGAUGCUUCGAAGAUCUUCAGUUUUUGCAGCAGAGAUGAUGGAGGCAUUUGAACGGUCACCGGUUGACAAGGAACUUAUUUCCCAAUCAAAGGCAUUGUGCCAAGACUAUAUAAACUCCAGGCUUAACAAAGCAGGACUUGGCUGGUCCAAGUCAGAACACGGGCUGUCUGGAGGGUCGCUCAGGGAGGUCUCCUCAGUUCUUUUGUGGCUAUGUGAUGAGCUGGAAUAUCUUCGGCCAAAUGUCUACCGCAAUGUAGCUCGUCAGCUCAACAUUAAUGCAACCUUGGAGAAUGUUGUUUCGGAUGCAUUUCUUGCUGUAGCAGGAGAGAUGUUUGCAACAGGUAUCACAUGGGGAAAAGUGGUCUCUCUCUAUGCUGUGGCAGGUGGACUUGCUGUGGACUGUGUGCGACACGGUCAGCCAGCUAUUGUGCACACUAUUGUGGACUGCCUGGGGGAGUUUGUGAGAAAGACACUUUGCCCAUGGCUGAAGAAGCGUGGAGGCUGGGCAGAUAUCAAGCAAUGCGUAGUCAACAACGACCCCAGUUUCCAGUCCCACUGGUUAGUGUCCACGGUAUAUACCUGUGGGCACUUUGUGAAGGCACUGGUGCUCUACCUCCUCCGAGAACGCUGAAUCCCAGCACUAAAGAAGCAGUGCUUUCCUGUGUGGAAGGAAAAUUCAUCAGCCAGAGGCUUUUGGAACAAAUGCAGACUGAGAAGCUCUGAUCUGUCACUGGGAUCAUAAAAGGAAAACAUUAAUAGCUGAAGACAUUCAGACUGUUCAAAAAGCUCUUGAUGACUCCAGGAAACCUUCAAAUGUUGUUUGGGAUUAUUCUAACCUUUAAAAGCAAUUAUUGAUUGCACUGAGACAUUUGACCAGUCCUUUUUUACUUUAGUGCACUCAAAAUGCCACUAAGUUAAGCUUUGCACUUAGUGCAUGAAGUUUCACAGAAGCUUCCAGGAGAACGUAGGGUGAAAUGACACCUUUUACUGGCUAACUAAAUAGAUUACAAAUGCAAGCUUUUCGAGGCAGCUAAGGCUCCUUCAUCAGGCAAGCUUCCAGUAAUGACCAAAACACAGUACAACAUAACAUCUACCUUAUAAUUCACACGGUUUUGUUUAGCUCAGAAAAAUGAGUUUACAUAUUGCCAAAGAAACCAUACAUUUAUGUUUGUUUUACUUCUUUUAUACAUAUGCUGUCAAUUUCUGCUUAAUAGAUACAUUUGGUAGCAUUUAAUUAAACAGUUAUAGAGAAAUAAUUUAAUUCAAAUUUUUUUAUACAUUGAUGCAAUUUUAUUAUUUAAUUUUUAAAAAUUGCCAAUUUGUUAUAUUUGAUGCUAACAACGAAAUAGAUAUUACCCAGUACAAAUUCUACCUCUCCCAUAUUAAUAUAAUUUUGCGCCAAGCAUUUAGAAAUGCAUAAUUCCAGAGACAAACAAAAUUCCCUUUAUAACCCUGGAAUUAUAAUGAGAAAAACAAGUUCAGAAAAAGAAAUGUAAAAAUGCCCUUUGUAUGCUGGCACGUUUGUGACACUCUGUGGCAAAACCUGGGAACUACAUAAAGUCAAACUAGUGCCAAAUGUCAAGGUGCUGAACCAAUUAUCUUUCUAACAGUAUACUUACUGUAUGAUCACACAGUGGUUACUGGUGCACUCUCACAGCUCUGGGGUGUUGGGUGAGAAUCAUGGCUCCAUAUCUGGAUGGUUAUUUCCUUCCAGUUACCACAAGCUAAACUGAGCCAGCACGAGUCAGUGUUGGUUUUUGGCAAGUGUGCCCUGUCAUACUGUAAACUGGUUAACAAUGUUUUGCCAGAUGUUGCUCGGAUAGGCAGUGGCACCUCACAACUCUGUGACUGAGUUAGAAAAUGGAUGGAUGUUGCUGUUAUUGUAAACAGAAAUGAAAAGCUCUGGUGUACAGUAUUUUAUAGAA
Molecule: messenger RNA, 2236 nt
Organism: Polypterus senegalus (gray bichir)
Lineage: Eukaryota; Metazoa; Chordata; Cladistia; Polypteriformes; Polypteridae
Product: bcl-2-related ovarian killer protein homolog A-like
Exons: 5
Coding region: 307-942 (211 amino acids)
Biological process (GO): intrinsic apoptotic signaling pathway in response to DNA damage; regulation of apoptotic process; extrinsic apoptotic signaling pathway in absence of ligand
Cellular component (GO): mitochondrial outer membrane
Molecular function (GO): protein homodimerization activity; protein heterodimerization activity
Source: RefSeq, a predicted model, not a curated record